UCAUCAUCAGUGAGUCACACAGUUCCCAAGCCGGGCGGUCCCACGGUUUCUCUUCCUUGGUUAUCAUAGUCUGCGACUGUGCCCGGCCCUUCUUCUUCAGUGCGAGAUUUAGUUUUUUCUUCAACUUCCUUAAUUGUUCCGCAGUGAUUGUGAUUUCAGUGAUUUUGUGAAACCUGUCACUCGCCGAGUUACUCUUCCUCCAGGACCCAGAAUAGACAGAUAAAACAUGGCUAAAAAGCCUGUUUCUCCGGAGGCUCUCCACAAAGUGAUCAUGGUGGGCAGUGGAGGUGUUGGCAAAUCUGCACUAACUCUGCAGUUUAUGUAUGAUGAAUUCGUGGAAAAUUAUGAACCGACAAAGGCAGACUCCUACAGGAAAGAAGUUGUUUUAGACGGUGAAGAAGUUCAAAUAGAUAUUUUAGAUACUGCCGGACAAGAAGAUUAUGCAGCGAUUAGGGAUAAUUAUUUUCGCAGUGGAGAAGGGUUUCUGUGUGUUUUUUCAAUAACUGAAGAUGAAAGUUUUCAAGCUAUACAAGAAUUCAGGGAACAAAUUUUAAGAGUAAAAAAUGAUGAAAACAUUCCUUUUCUCUUGGUGGGAAAUAAGGGUGACCUUCAGGACAGAAGAAAGGUAUCAUAUGCAGAAGCACAAGGACGUGCCCAGCAAUGGGGUGUACCUUAUGUUGAAACCUCAGCAAAAACAAGAGAAAAUGUAGACAAAGUGUUCUUCGAUCUGACAAGAGAAAUCAGGUCACGGAAAAUGGAAGAUACCAAAACAAGUAAUGGGGGUGGCAAAGAUAAAAGCAAGAGGAAGAAACUAAAGUGCAUUAUACUAUAGACUCGUGUAUAUUUUAUAUAAACCUAUUUUAAUCAUUAAUAAUGCAUUAUAAUGAUACGAACAAAACAGACUGCCACUCUAAAGCAUGCUCUGAAUUUAUUUAUGUAUUUAUUUUUUUUGUAUUAUUUAUUUCAUUUUGUUUAGAGAAAAACUUUUUGUAAAGUUAAAUUAAUUUGUUUAAAAGAAAUGUGUAAGCAAGGAAAAACUCUCCAUGAUUUAAAUCAACUUUCUAUGUCAAUCAUCUAACUGAUUAAUGGAUAACGUAUGAACGGAUAAACAGACAAUGUUUAUUAUCUGGAGACUGGUGCCCACCUUUUCCUCUGUCUUGUAGAAUUUCUGUCGCUUCAUCCACAUUAUUAUAAACCAUAUUGUAGGAAACCGUGUGGGCAUUCUUAUUAUGUAUGACAAUGGCUGGCAAUCUUAUUUUCCUGUCAUUAUAUUUAUUGUAAAUGAGCUCUUGAAAAUUGAAUUUUCGUCAUAAUCUAUUUAAACAGGUAUAUUUUGUUUUAAUUUAUAUAUUCUUCAAAUUAUGAAUCCUUUUACAUUAAUUUUUGAAGAUUUUUCCUGCAUUUUCUUGCUUUUUUCCUUGCUUUUUUUCUGUAUUACAGAAUAUAAAACUGAAGUUUUGAGGUAGAAUUCAUCCAGCACUCUUGUUCGGAACACUUCAAGUUCAGUUUUAUUCUUAAACUCCAUGCUGGCAUAAAUAUGUAGUAUUAAAUUUUUCUUCUCUGUUAACAAUAUUAAAUGUAAGAUAACUGCAUCAUUAAAAAAUCAUGUACCAUCAGGUAGCCAACUGAGGACCAUUACCAGUCUAAGGAUGUUGUUUCUUCAGGAAAGAAGGAAAACAGCAAAACAUACGGUAAAGAUGUCUGUUUUUCAAAGCUAGUGUAAUGUGAGCUUUGAAAUUUGAACUUUCUUUACAAAUUACAAUUUGAUGCAAAUAUAAUUGGCAUGAUAUGAUCUCCAAUCUUGCUCUCAGGCACUCUUUAGUACGCUUUGUAUCUUACUGCUAUCCUACAGGUAGCCUAUCACAGUAAGAUUUCUUUUUUCUUCUUGUUUAUUAUCUUUGUAUUAAAAAAUAAAUCCGUGCUUUCUGUGUACAAAUUGUAAAAGUUAUCCUAAAGUCGCCAAAAACUAUUCCUUCCAAAAUUCAUUUCACUUCGAUAAUACUACAAAUGUUUUUUUUGAGGGAGCCCCUCUUUUUUAUCACUGUGAAGUCUUCAGAACCAAAAUAACAUGUUAAUGGCUUAUCUUAUUCUAUUGAACUGGAAGUAUUUUGACGCCGUAUUUUAUUUUAUUGUACUUUUGUACUGCUUCAAAAUUUCCAGCACCCCUCUUACCUUCUUUUGUACUUUUUCCACCAAUUUAGCAAUUGUUUUUAUAUACUUACUUCCCUAAUACCAUUCCUAUUAUUAAUUGUAAAUAACAGGCCACUUUAUUGAUCCACCGUAAUCAUGAGUCUUUUUCAAAGUCAGCAGGCUGCAAAAUUGAAAUUGAUAGACAAAAAAGAAAAAUUAAGCAAUCCUCUUGUCGGAAGCGGGUGGUUGCAAUAGAGGAAGAUGAUAAGUAAAAGACUAAUUAACACCAACCUGUGAGGAUUCCUAUAGCUAGUCCAUAAUUUUCCCCCCUAGUCUCUGACAACAUUUACAACCACCCGUUUCAUCACUAAGAUCGCUCCUUUUUCCCGUCAUCUUCUUUAACUUUCGCUUUGUUUAUCAAUUUCAAUAAUCAGCCCCCAGAAGAAAAAAAAAUGUUUCUCAAUGAAGGCAUUCAAAACUUUCAUGAUCAGUCUUAACUAAGAUUAAUAUUACAAUGUCAAUUUGUAUAACACCUGCUGUGUCUCAAGUGCUGUGCCUGAAAUAUUGAGAAGGGUUAUCGUUGAUUUUGACAAAUUCUUCACUUGGUAUCUUCACUAAACUGCUGCUGAGCCAGGCUUUUGAAACUUUGAACAAAUCAUGGGUUAUGGCUUAGUAAUCUUUUCACUAGCAUCCAAGACUCAUGAGUGAUCAGUAAAUUAGUCUCAAAUAUCAUUAUCACAAAAAGUUAUAUUAGUUGAGUUGUGUUGUAUGUUCAAUUGUGAAGGACUUGACAGUUCCGCACACUCCUUGUCGCAGAUGGUUCGAUCAUAUAAUCGUUGUUUGGAUCCCGACUUCUACUUCGCCAAUUUUUUUCCCUGCAACUUUGGAAAAUUAUUUUCAUACAGCCCCUUACUGGUCAUGGACUGUUCAUUUUUGUAUCAACUUCAUGGUGAUCUUUCGAUAAAACCUAUACUGCAUUCUGUUAUUAUGUCUAAUAUUGCAUCAGCCAAAGUAUGCUCACUUGUCUGUUAUACAAAUUUGUGAUAUUCAAGGCUUUAAUUCGGUGACUUUCAUUUUGAAACAAUCAUGUAAUAUUUCUUUUUGUGAUAGUGAUUCCAACGUCGGUUCAUUACUUGCCUAAAACUUAUUCAGGCACUUGUGCCAAAGUACAUCUUGUACCUUGAUCUAUCUAGUUAAUAAACUCUUUAGUACAUCAGUGUGAACUUGGAGGGAAAAUGAUGGACAGAAUUUGAGUAGUGGUUAAAACUACCCCUACAAAUGACCAAUGCGACAUCCCGCCAAGAGGACAUUACUGAGAAACAUCAUUCAAAGUCUCAUUUCACAGACACUUGUACAAAAAAGUUGCUCUUAACCAGGUUUUCUAUGCACAAAUGCACCCCAAGUCGCACUGAUGUUCAGUCGAAUACCAGAUUAAACUAAGGAGAACUAUUUCUACUUAUAAUUAAGGAAUGCUUAGACUAUUGAAACAUCCUUGUACUAUUUUAACUUGUAUUUCUCUCCCUUUUUUUUCAAUUCUAAUGUGAUUUAAUUUCGUCAGAAUCUUAUUUCUACCCAAAUUAAAUAUAAAUAUUUUAAUGAAA
This is a messenger RNA of Bemisia tabaci, 3731 nucleotides long. RefSeq names its product Ras-like protein A (gene Rala). The record is from RefSeq and is a predicted model, not a curated record. Gene Ontology annotation, biological process: signal transduction. Gene Ontology annotation, molecular function: GTPase activity; GTP binding. Gene Ontology annotation, cellular component: membrane. Lineage: Eukaryota; Metazoa; Arthropoda; Insecta; Hemiptera; Aleyrodidae.